AUGAAACUGCUUUGGUGCGUCUUUAUUGAAGAACCACAUACACGGAUAUGCAGCGUUCGGAUACCGAAUCGACCAUUAGCUGCUGUUUGCGCUUUCUUACAGCUUUCCGUAGCCCUUGCUUCCUUGUUUCAACAUGUGGUUUCCAUCUAUAGGCACAAACACGUCUUCUUGUGUCGGUCUAACAUAGCUGAGGAUGCCUCCGUAGAGGAACGAUAUUUAGCGUAUGACAUAAUCAUAUUUGAUUUUGGCCUGAUGCAUCGCGUUCUUGGGACGGAAGAAUGUGUCGCUAAUUAUCUAGACGGAGGAUACAUGCGUUUCGGAUGGUGUAUCGAACAAACUUCAGCUCUGAGUAUAGCGAUCAUUUCGUUAAUUUGUAUGCCCAAACCUCUCUGGUUACUUUGGCCAGGGUUGCUACUCCAAUCAUCUUACUCUCUAGGAUUAUCAGUAUUAACGAUGGCAACUGCUCCAAAACUCCUUGAAGCACUUGGAGGACGUGUUGAUUUGAAUCUUGCCUUAAUGUUUUCGGCUUACAUAUUUGGGUUCUGCUUCAAUUGGAUAUUCACAUUUAUACUUUGGCAUCAUUACUGGCAUCUUGAACGACGUUAUGCUCCACCUAAAAUUAAACGAGGAAGAUCAUUUAAGGCACCAAACGUUGCCAAUGUCUGA
This is a messenger RNA of Necator americanus (New World hookworm), 666 nucleotides long. RefSeq lists its product as uncharacterized. The record is from RefSeq and is a predicted model, not a curated record. Lineage: Eukaryota; Metazoa; Nematoda; Chromadorea; Rhabditida; Ancylostomatidae. The coding region runs from base 1 to 666 and encodes 221 amino acids. The transcript has 6 exons.